Messenger RNA from Strongyloides ratti, 2988 nucleotides. Its product is annotated as Focal adhesion kinase. Bases 1 to 2988 code for a protein of 995 amino acids. The transcript has 4 exons. Gene Ontology annotation, molecular function: ATP binding; transmembrane receptor protein tyrosine kinase activity. NCBI's taxonomy places the organism in Eukaryota, Metazoa, Nematoda, Chromadorea, Rhabditida, Strongyloididae. Gene Ontology annotation, cellular component: focal adhesion; cytoskeleton; signaling receptor complex. The record is from RefSeq and is a predicted model, not a curated record. Gene Ontology annotation, biological process: cell surface receptor protein tyrosine kinase signaling pathway; signal complex assembly; protein phosphorylation.
AUGAACUACUCUUUACGUCAUCGACAAAAUUUUCACAAUACAUCUACACCAGAACAUCAUCAUAUUGAUAGAAAUUCUUAUUUUUCAUACAAUUCAUCAUCUCCACCCUUAACCAGGUAUAAUAAUACAGGUUUAAUAAAACAACAUAGAAAUAUCAAUUGGCAACAAUUAAAUCAAUUUCAUAAUUAUCAUCAUCAUUCUCAAGAUAUUAAUCAUAUCCCUAAUUUUCAUACUACAUCAUCUUCUCCAUAUAACUCAUUAUCAAAUCCAAAACCAUUGUCUUUAAAUGACAAUGUCAAUAGUAUGAGUCCCACUACCACAUCAAUUAUUAGAGUUAAUUUGGUUAAUGGUACUUCUAAAAGUAUACGUUAUGACUCACAUACAAAUAUUGAAAGAGUUAUACAAGUUUUAUUGGCUGGUUUAAAUAUAGAUUCUGUCUCUAAUUUACGUUUUUCUCUUCGUCUAAUAAAAUUUCCACAUGGUCAAUCUGUACAAAAUAAUGAAUCUAUAUGGUUACAUCCAAAAUUAAUAAUAAAAGAUGUAAUUAAUUUAUAUUUUAUUGAUAAUACAACAAAAAAUCAUUUAAAAUUUGAAUUAAGAAUGCGUUUUAUUCCUGAUGAUUUACAGGAGAUGUAUCAAGUUGAGACAGAUGCAUUUUUAUAUCUUUUUGAACAACUUCGUAGUGAUUAUCUUGCUCAGAUUGCCUGGAGAAUUGAUUCUACCUUAGCAAUAGAAAUAGGUUCUAUAUUAUUAAGAAAACGUUUCUCAUCAUUAACAUCAUGUAAUAUUGAAAAAAAAUUAAAUUUUGAUAUUAUUGAUAAGGAGGGUGGACUUAAGGCAUACUUUCCUGAGGGUCUUGUAAUUAAUGAAAAACCAAAACAUUUAAAAAGAAUUAUAUUAAAUUCUGUUAAAAAAUAUAGUAAAUUUUCAGAAAUUGAAUGUAUAUUUAAAUUUAUGCAACAUAUGAUGAAAUUGUCGCAUUUUGAUACUGAAAUAUUUUGUGUAUCAUUAGAUUAUGGUAAAGGAUCAUCAGCUGAGUUAUAUGUUGGUUCAUCAAAAGAUGUCUCAUAUAAAACAGAAUCUAUGGCAGGACCAGUUAAAUUAUUUCUAUUUAAAGAGAUAGUUGAAAUUCGGGUAAAAAGAAUUGAUAAGGGUAGUGAUAAAUCUCUUAUUAUCAUUAGAGUUAGUGGUAAUAAUCAACCAGUUUUAUUGGUUCUUUCAACAUUAGAAAUGGCUUUUAAUCUUGCUCACUUGUUAGAUGGUUAUCAAGCAUUAGUCAUGCAACAUGGUAGUGUAUGGAAUGUAAAAAAUAUUUUACUUGGAUCUCCAUAUUUAAAUGAUAAUAACAUUUACCAUACAAAUUUAUAUUUAUCAAAUAGGAAAAAAAAUGUUAUGUUUCCUAUUGAUACUACAACAUCCUCAUCAUCAACCUCUUCACCAUUAACGAUAAGAAAAGAAGAUUUAAAAAUAGAUAGAACAAAAAUAUUACUUGAAGAACUUUUAGGGGAAGGUCAUUUUGCUAUAAAAGUUUGUAAAUCAAAUACUGAACAAAAAGAAAUUGAUAAUUUUAUAGAGGAGGCACAUUUAAUGUAUAAUUUUUGUCAUCCACAUAUAAUAAAAUUAAUUGGUAUUUGUGAUGAUAACCCUGUUUGGAUAAUAAUGGAAUUAUCACCUUUAGGUGAAUUAAGGCAAUAUCUUAUCAGACAAAAAUAUAGUAUUGAUCUCUAUACACAAAUAAUGUUUUCAUAUCAAUUAUCAACUGCUUUAAAAUAUUUACAUGAUAAAAAAUUUGUUCAUCGAGAUAUUGCUGCAAGGAAUGUUCUUGUAUCAUCAGAUAAAUGUGUAAAAUUAUCUGAUUUUGGAUUAAGUAGAUUUUUACAAGAUGAAGAUUAUUAUACAUCAGAACAUUCAAAAUUAUUACCUAUUAAAUGGAUGUCACCUGAAUCAAUUAAUUUUAGAAAAUUUGAUGCAAUGACAGAUGUAUGGAUGUUUGGUGUUUGUAUAUGGGAAAUAUUAUCAUAUGGUUUGAAACCAUGGCAAGGUAUAAGAAAUCAUGAAGUAAUUUUGAAACUUGAAAAAGGCAUUCGUUUAGAAAUUCCAGUAGGAUGUCCAUUAGUUAUUUAUGAUUUAUUAUAUAAUAUGUGGAAUUAUGAAAAAAAUAAAAGACCAACAAUGGAAUAUAUUAAAAAUAGUUUGUAUGAUAUUCUUUUACAAUUAGAAAAAGGAAUUCCACAUAAUCAAUUAGAAAUGAUAAAACCUAUCAAACGUAGUACUAUAAAUAAUAUAUAUAAUGACAAUAAAUGUAGUAUAUAUAAACCAAUUGGUUCAAUAAAAUUAGAUACAACUCAAGUGGAACCUACAUUUUUAAUAAAAGCUCUUGAACAACAACGUCUUCAAAGUGAGGAAGAUGAAAAAUGGCUUAAUGAAUUUGAAAGUGGAAAUUUUAGUAAAGAUGAAAGAGAUAUAGAUUCAGGAAAAAAUUCAGAAAGUAGUGGUUGUGGAUAUCAAUUUGAUAGAGAUAAUGAUGCUAUUUAUAAAACAGUAACAGAAUUAAUUGAAUGUAUAACAAAAUUUAAUCAAAAUUAUAAAAAAUCACUUUCAAAUGAUGAUUUUGUUAGAUAUGUUAGUUAUAUUACAAAUGCAUUAAAAAAUCUUUUUCAUGAAUCAACAAAAAAUCUUAUCUUGUUGGAGGAAGAAGAUAGAAAAUGUGUAGAAAAAGCAGAAACACUACUUGCAGAUAAUAUGAAUGAAAUGGCAAAAGCUAUGGCGUAUGUUGUUGAACCUUUCAUUGAAAAUUGUGAUAUACUCGAAGAAUCAAGAUUAGAAGUUUUAAAGAUAACUCAUAUGCUUGCAAUUAAUUCAAAACAUUAUCUAGAAAGUUUUGACAAUGCAAGAUUAAAAACAAGAUACCAGAGAAGGAGAAAACGUUAUGAAAGACAUUUAGAAGAUCAAGAAAGUUUGAAACCAGGUAAAAUUAGCUUUUGCUAA